AACUACAAUAGUAGUUCUAUUGCGUAAAAUGAUGGAGAAGCUUUCGAGGUCACUUAUUUAGUAAUCUAGUGAUUAUUUUAAACCAGAACACUGAAAGCAGUCUUUUUAAACGCAGCCGGCCCCUUGUGGGCACAGGCUGCGAAAGGAGGUGAGAAUAUUUUUAGUCGACUUGUAAAAAAUGGCAAGCAACUCUUGAAGUCGGUUCUGCGUAAUGACGGCCAGCAGUCCAAGGGCGCGGAUCUACCAAAACAAACAUGGAACCUGAAAACGAAAGCAGUAGAGGCAAACAAGAAACCAUCAAAACUAGUGGGUGAUUUCGUCUCUAAAUAUGCAAAGAAAACGCUGGCUUCUGAAUUUCGACGUCAGACUGCCUUUCGCUUGAUCAGUAGACCUAACUGUAGGAAUGUUCCCACUUUCGGUUUUGUCACUUUGUCGCUUGGUGCAUCACUGGCCAAGAAGACAGACAACGAAGAUGCAUUCUCAGCUGGCAUUCGGGAACUGUUUCAUUUGUACACACCAAAGAUAGCAUUAAUGCAGUCUCAGCAGGAGCUGUCACUUGAGUCAUUAGAGCUAGGUCAACUGAUUGGCAAGGGAUGUAAUGCAGCUGUUUAUGAAGCCAGACCCACGAAUAUUGCAGGUUCCCAAGAAGAAGCAACUGCUGGAGGCAAUGUGGAAGAUCCAAUCCAGAAGUAAAUUCUCCUACUACAAAAGAGUAUCCUCUUGCUGUCAAGAUGAUGUUCAACUACAGUGUGGCCUCAGAUGCAGAACAGAUCAGAUCAGCUAUGGCGCGUGAAACAGUUCCUUCCCAGUGUUGUCCAGUGAAUGCCAUUGCAAACGAAAAAGACCAAGCCAAAACAAAGCUACUACCACUUCAUCCAAACAUAGUGAUCAUGCCAGGGUAUUUUGUCGACCAGACACCAUAUCUUUCAGGAGGUGCUGACGCUUACCCAGCUGCCUUGCCAAGUCGUCUGCAUGAAGGGGGAUUUGGGAGGAAUUCAACCAUGUUUCUGGUCAUGAAAAAGUACUCUAUGACAUUAAGAGAGUUUCUGGAAGAGAAUGAUAUUAGUAUGGCGACCAGAUGUGUUCUGUUCACUCAGUUACUUGAAGGUGUCCAGCACUUGCAUCAGCAUGCCAUUUCUCAUCGAGAUAUGAAAAGUGACAACAUUCUGGUUGAUGUCUCCAAUGGCAAGGAUCAACCAUGGCUAGCAAUCUGUGAUUUUGGGUGUUGCCUUAUGGAAUCUGAGCAUGGCUUCCAAAUACCUUAUACCACUGGAGAGGUCAGCAAAGGGGGAAACUCUGCUUUGAUGGCACCAGAAAUAAAGUGCGCAAACCCGGGGAAACAUAGUGUACUUGACUACAGCAAGGCGGACCUGUGGGCAGCAGGAGCACUGGCGUAUGAAAUUUUUGGGCUGGAAAACCCUUUCUACGGCAAGGAACACAAAUUAGACAGUCGUACAUAUCAAGAAAAGGAUUUGCCUAAACUACCAGAUGAGGUUCCCCUACUUGUGAAAGACCUGGUUUACAGUAUGCUGAAGAGAGAUUCCAGCAAGCGCCCAACACCAACCUUAGCCGCAACCAUCAUGCAGCUUCAUCUUUGGGGUGCUGUUUACCUUGAAAGCAUUCGUAGCUUGCCUAAACAGAGUAUCAAGCACCUGAAAUGGUGGCUGGAGCAGUUUGUUGUGCAAACAAUGUGCCAACUCGUUUUUCCAAAUUCUGUGGCCAGUGUAGAGUUAUGGCUGAAGCAUACCUUUCUGUGUCGUAUUACUCUACAGGACUUGCUGCUUGUCUGUGAAGACCAACAGUGAUAAAGCAUUGUUUCCAUUUGUGAUAAAAGACUGUUUUGUAGAUAAAAUAUUUAGGACUGUAAUAAUCUUAACUGUAAUGAGCUUUCUUUUUAAAUGCAUAUUUACUGUAGGACACAAUUUUCAUGCUUUCCGGUGUUGGUGUAGAAAGACUGUGUUGUCAGGCACAAACUAUUAUUUUUCAGAAAAUAAAGCAAUCUUUCCUUUUACUCUUUGUAGGGUUUUAUUCACAGUGUAUGCUUUUUAGAAAUGUUUAAUCAGGAUUCCCUGCAUCUUAUGUGAUAACUUUUUUAACAAGGCUUUGAAUGUGUAAUUUAUCUAUUACGGCAGUUAUAAAGUUUGGUAUCAGGUAUUCUCCCAGGCAGUCAAAAUUUGAGCAGUUACAACUAAGUCUAAAGUUUAUGUUGUUAAAAAGGGUUAGGUUCACAAGUUCAAUAAUUAUGGAUUUUUGGACAAAUUAAAAGUUUGCAUAGGUUACUUCCAAACUGUGCUUGUGGUUUCGGUAUGUGGACUGGACAGAUGAAGUUUACCUUGAAAAAAGUCAGGAAAGUCGGUAUUUUGAUUUUUGUCAAAGUAGUAUGGACCGUGUUUAUAGGGAAUGUGAACUUUUAGAGGGGAGAAUGUUUUUAGCACAUGAAAGGCUUUAGGACUUGGAUUGCCUAAGAAUGAUUGUGUGUUGAAACCAAUGGUAUUUUUGCAUAGUGUUGCUUUUGCAUAGACAGUGACUAAGGUUUCAUGCCAACCAUAAUCAAGAUCUAAUGGGUCAAUGUAAUAAAAUUAAUGAAAAGUUAACCUUAGGUAUAAGUAAUGAUAAUGUUGUAAAGCAGUCAUCUUUAUUUAAAAGUAUAGGCAAGCAUUUCAGAAGCAUUUCAACUUCAUAAGCAAGAAUAAAAAUGCCUUUGAAGGAUCAUAAA
This is a messenger RNA of Pomacea canaliculata, 2716 nucleotides long. Its product is annotated as serine/threonine-protein kinase PINK1, mitochondrial-like. The record is from RefSeq and is a predicted model, not a curated record. Gene Ontology annotation, cellular component: mitochondrion. NCBI's taxonomy places the organism in Eukaryota, Metazoa, Mollusca, Gastropoda, Architaenioglossa, Ampullariidae. The transcript has 8 exons. Gene Ontology annotation, biological process: regulation of apoptotic process; protein phosphorylation; autophagy of mitochondrion. The coding region runs from base 732 to 1805 and encodes 357 amino acids. Gene Ontology annotation, molecular function: ATP binding; protein serine/threonine kinase activity.